Molecule: messenger RNA, 2715 nt
Organism: Carcharodon carcharias (great white shark)
Lineage: Eukaryota; Metazoa; Chordata; Chondrichthyes; Lamniformes; Lamnidae
Gene: prdm8b
Product: PR domain containing 8b
Exons: 4
Coding region: 409-2124 (571 amino acids)
Biological process (GO): regulation of DNA-templated transcription
Cellular component (GO): nucleus
Molecular function (GO): protein binding
Source: RefSeq, a predicted model, not a curated record
CAACGAUGCCACUGCACUGACAGCACAGAGAGAGAGCGCUGCGUCUCCAGCUGCUGCUCCUACCUCCUCCUGCACACAUCCCCAAAAUAAAGAGCAAAGAAAGAGAUCUUUUAAACAAAUCCCGUCGUUUUUUUCUGGUGAGUUUUUACCUUUUUGUUUUGUUUUCCUUCGUCCUAAACGCUGAUUUGCUCUGCUGAGGAUGGAAAGAAAUGCAUAUUCAUUAAGGCGUCUUCUAUUUUUUUUGGACGCCCCAAGCGACGCGCGACCUCAUUCACAAUAAAAGAUUGGCGAAAUGAGUUUGCAGCUUAUGUUGCAUUUUUAUUCUCUUGCAAACAAAAAUAUCUGGGCGGGGGAGAGAGACGUGGAGGAGAGCUUUCGCUGUUCACACCAUCAGAGCCAGCCCCGGCGAUGGAAGAUCCAAAUGUUCACAAGGGGUUUUGGGAGAGCGAUGCCAGCAGAGCCGUCCAGCAAUGUCUGACCAAUAUUUUCACCAGCGUCUAUACAACCUGUGACAUUCCAGAAAAUGCCAUCUUUGGACCCUGCGUACUGAGCCACACGUCCCUAUAUGACAGCAUCGCUUUCAUUGCUCUUAAAUCAGCCGACAAAAGGACGGUGCCCUAUAUCUUUAGGGUGGAUACUUCAGCAGCGAACAGCUCCUCCGAGGGUUUAAUGUGGCUCAGACUUGUCCAGUCGGCCAGGGAUAAAGAGGAACAAAACCUGGAGGCCUAUGUGAAAAACGGCCAGUUGUUUUAUCGGUCUCUGAGGCGGAUUGACAAAGACGAAGAAUUACUUGUGUGGUACGGAAAAGAACUGUUGGAGCUGCUGCUUCUCAGCAACGUCAGGGCACAGGCCAAAAUGAAUGGAUCCUCGCCGUACACAUGUCUGGAUUGCAGCCAGCGCUUUCAAUGUGAAUACCCCUUUCUAGCCCAUUUGCGAUUCCGCUGUCAGAAGAGACUGGGUUGUAUUGCCUCGGAUGAGAACGUGAAGAGCAGCGGAGACCGUGACCAUCAAACUGCUGUCGGGUCAAGUGUUAAAUUCAGUCGAUCGGAGCGACAAUCAGCCUUUGCUAAUGUAGAAAAUAAUAAAACCAUUACAGAUUUCCACAACCUCGCCAGGGAUAUGGAAAAUCCGAGAGAAAACGUUAGGAACCAUCGAGAAACUGAAAGCAUAAAUGAAAAUAAAAGAAAAUACGACGAAGCGGAAGAAAAAAAUGACAAUAUACUGCACACUGCAAAACUUGCAGAUAGAUCACUGGCUAUGCCAAGAGAAAAUCUUCUCUGCCCUUCCCAACAGUUCAGAGGGAGUUAUUUCAAUCUGAGAGAAAAUGGAAGGCUAAUGACACCAUCUAGUCCAGAGUCUACUGAUGUUAAACGAAGCGCCUUCUUCGAAGUGAAACGAACUUCACUUAACCUUAAACAGACUCCAAAGGACCACGUUUCGGACACAGACAACAAGAAUGGCGCAGCACCGAACACUAGCUCUUCCGAGAAGCCGAUUGACAUCAAGUCUGUUCUGACUGAAACACAAGUCCCUUCGUGUCUGGACAACAUUGCCAUGGGAAGUGCGUUUCGGAGCGUCUCUCAGCUUUGUGGGACUGAGGAAAGGAAGAGUGCAUUUUCUCAGCCAGCCAGGUCGUUUACUCAGCUAUCUCCACUUUUAGUGUCGCAAAAAGUGAUUCCGGGCUUAGAGUGUCACCCUGCCGUUGGUGACUCUGGGAGGCUUUAUCAAGCGAAUGCCUUAGCUGCAAAGCUCCAGAGCGCAGAUGUUAACGGCAAUUGUAAUAUGCAAGGGGGCCUGGCCAAACAAAGCCCUUUCGUAUAUGCCACCGCCUUUUGGCCAAAGGCUUCUGGGCCCAUUCAGCUGCAAGUCCCAUCCGCGCUGACCCUUCUUCCUCCUUCAUUCACGUCCUUUUGUUUACCGGCGCAGAACUGGUGUGCCAAAUGCAACGCUUCUUUCAGGAUGACAUCCGAUUUAGUGUACCACAUGAGAUCGCACCACAAAAAGGAAUAUGCCAUGGAGCCUCUGGUGAAAAGGCGAAGAGAAGAAAAGCUUAAAUGUCCCAUUUGCAAUGAAUCCUUUAGGGAACGCCACCACCUUUCGCGGCACAUGACCUCUCAUAACUGAACUCGAACUGUGUGACAGAUUGUAAUGCCGACUCAAGACAAAAACAAACUAAGGGAAUGGGCUAUUGUGAUGCACACAUUAUCACUUUACAUUUAACAUUUUGCAAUGGCCACAAACCACAAUAUACAAAUGCAUUUUGUCAUAACUUUAUUUCAUUCUAAAUGCGUUAGGCGCUUAUGAUAGCUUGGAAGAGGAAUAUAUGAUAUUAUCGUAUUUAAGGACAGAAUUUUAUUUUAGAUAUAAGAAAAGCAAGAGAAUGGAUUUUAGUUUAUUGACUCCAUUGAUACAUUCCAGUGUCAUUAAAAUAAUGAAAGCUAUAAAAGCGGGAGGUGCAAGCGCGAAACACAGGAAAGAUGCAUGUAAAAAUCGUAGAUAUGAACACCAAAUACAGACGGGAAAGUGCGGAAUUGACGUUGGUUUUUUUGUAAAUAUUUUCGUUUUCAAAAUCAAAUGUACUAUUUUGUGCCAGUGAAAAGCAGUCCCAAUAGUUAUUGUGUUUCACACUCUUGGCGAAAUUUACGAAUCUUGAUAGUUUAUCUGGUCAUUUUGGCUGGCUUCAACAAUAAAUAGCUUUAUUUUUACUUGACCAAA